AGGGAAGCAUUUUAGCUGGGGAGCCUUUUCGAUCUUAGAUUGUCAUAUUGGCCUGCAGAUAUUCAGCUAUACAGGAUGUCGCAGAGUGUCCUUGUGCUGGGUGCUACCAGGGGCCUUGGGGCCUCCCUGUUGCAGCUGUACGCAUCCAAGCCGUCGACAACAGUGUUUGGUACAACACGAUCCAGCACACCGCCGGAGAUUCCCUCGCAGCCCAAUAUCGCCUGGCUGACGGGCAUUGAUGUUGCCAAGCAGGACGCUGGGCAGGAGAUCGUCCUCCAGCUGCCAUCAUCAACCCGGGUCUCAACCGCCAUCAUCUCGGCGGGGUAUUUCGGCUUCGAGACCUUCGACGAGCCGGACUGGGAGAAAGAAGUGAAGAUGUACACUACUUCGGCUAUCGGACCGGUGUUUAUCGUGCACCACCUCGUCAAGGCCGGGAUCCUUGGCGAGAGGAGCAAGGUGAUCCUUGUCAGCAGUGAGAGCGGGAGCAUCACGCUGCGACAUGAGAAAGAAGGCGGCGGCAAUUUUGGACAUCAUGCCAGCAAAGCAGCGUUGAAUAUGGUGGGCAAGCUGUUAAGUCUGGAUCUUAAAGACCGGGGAAUAGCUGUUGGACUGGUCCAUCCGGGAUUUAUGCGGACUGAAAUGACGCGGAGCGUGGGAUUCGACCAGUAUUGGGAUGACGGUGGAGCUGUCACGCCAGAUCAGGCGGCAGAGUCCCUCGCGUCAUUUAUUGAGGAGUUUGAUAUCAGCAAGACCGGCCAGUAUUGGGCACCAAGGGGUCCAAGAGAUAUUGGCACUGCAGAGGACGUGUUAGGGAAGAACCUUCCCACUCCGCUGCAGCUACCAUGGUAAAGUAAGAUAUUACAAGCUUCCAUAUUGUCUGUUUUUGGCCUCUUGGAGACGUGGAAGUCCCAAGAAGAACUUUGAUCUGUAAUUUUAAACAAGAGAAUCAAACUUCGAUGCCCUCUCCAG
Messenger RNA from Penicilliopsis zonata CBS 506.65, 969 nucleotides. RefSeq lists its product as hypothetical. The coding region runs from base 76 to 849 and encodes 257 amino acids. The record is from RefSeq and is a predicted model, not a curated record. Gene Ontology annotation, molecular function: oxidoreductase activity, acting on the CH-OH group of donors, NAD or NADP as acceptor. Lineage: Eukaryota; Fungi; Ascomycota; Eurotiomycetes; Eurotiales; Aspergillaceae. The transcript is spliced from 3 exons.